AUCAAAACAUUUUUGGAAAAGUCAGUUUUAACAGAUGUCAAGGCAAUAGGAUUUUCGUGAACUAAAGUGUAAAUGUGAAAUUUAAAAUUUGUAAUUAAUGGAUCAUUAUAACGGAAAAAUUCGCAUAGUCAUGUGAGGGUCAGAAACACAAAUGAACCGGAAAUCCCGAUAUGGGAAUGCAUACGGCCUGGGCAAGCGGAAGUCUUGUGGAAACGUGUCUCGAAAAGUACCCGUCGAAACGUCCCAAGAUUUCUGAAAAUGUGAUCAUUUGCCAAUCCAAAAUUGAAAAAAAUAAUGAAAUUCCGAAUGAAAUAAAUAUAACUUCUUUACCCCUCGAAAUUCUCUUUGAAAUCCUGUCGUACUUGCCUUGUACAGAUCUUUACACAUUGAAAAAGGUUAAUACUUUUUUCGAGCAGCUAGUACACGAUCCAACGGUAUGGAGAGUUUACGAGGUGAUAAACAAUGACAUGAACACUGAAGACGUGAUCGAGGAGCUUAAACGAAUGCCUUUUCUGAAGAAAUUUAGCAUCGAUGCCAGGUCUGAUAGUGACGAUAUUCUGCGCCAACUCUCAUUAACGAACAAGAAUUUAGAAGAGCUCUCGAUUUCAAAUUGUACAGGCUCAACAUCGAAGCUCUAUUUGCGAUCUUCGUAUUUGAUCAGAAUUCUGGAAAGGUGCAUUCGCCUCCACACUAUCUAUAUCCUUGGCAGUCGCUUCCGGGGUUUAAAAUUCUUCAGGAUACUUGGCAAUAUGGGAUUGCGGCUUAAAGCUGCAUCCACACAGGCAACUUGCCUACAGUUCAGGGCAUAUACAAAAUCCGCCAAGCACAUAAGUGAAAAUGAUCGUCAACUGCUGUCUGAUAUGUCUCUCGGUGCUAGGAGGUGGGCUCCUCUACAUUAUUUGAUGAUGGAACGACAAAAUGUACCCCAUAAAAUUUUGAUCAGUUACCUCUACAGCGACUUUUUGCCCAUGGAAAUAAUUCCGCAGACAGAGACGCUUAAACUAGCUCCUGAUUAAAAGAAAAGAAAUAUAAAUUAAUUUCAUUGUUAAAUUUAGUUCGUCAUUCUUGUGUGCAAAGUUUUGACGACGUUCAGAAAAAUGUGACUAAAUUAUGAAUCACAGAGGUCUGAACGAAACAUUCGUUCCAUUUCGUUACUAAUUGAAAAGAAUCAUUUUUCACUUAAGGCUAUGCCAUACUUACCCAAUUCCUGCCACCGCGUCAUUUUUUUCGCAACCACUUAUUUCUACGCGAAUUGAGAUAUCGAGUGGGCGUAAGUUGUGAAAAAAUAUCAGUAAGGUAAGAGUCGAGUAAGUAUUACAUGGCCUUAACUUUGAAUUUCUAUCUCUAUAUUUGGACAAAAUUAGAUAAUAUCUCAAAUUACUUUACGAUUAGGACUAAAUUAUUUUGCCUAUCUGGCAGUACAGAAAUCAUUCAUAAAUCAGCCAUACCCGGGUAGAAAUUAUAACUUGGUUCUUAAGAGGCCUUGUCUGGAUUUCCUAUUUUCUAUCGAGACCCUAAAGUGGCAAUCUA
This is a messenger RNA of Belonocnema kinseyi, 1530 nucleotides long. RefSeq lists its product as uncharacterized. The coding region runs from base 171 to 1016 and encodes 281 amino acids. The record is from RefSeq and is a predicted model, not a curated record. Lineage: Eukaryota; Metazoa; Arthropoda; Insecta; Hymenoptera; Cynipidae. Gene Ontology annotation, molecular function: protein binding. The transcript is spliced from 4 exons.